AUGUUUCACGGCAACUUGGCCAGAACAAAAGAGGCAACUUUGACUCACACGCGUGCGGUAGAACCAUCGGGGGCAACACCUCGCUGCACUGGUCAGUCUUUGGUCCAGAUCCGCACCAUCGACCUUCGUUCUGGAGUUGCCUCCUGCAUCUCGACAGCACCACGGGCUGCUAGCUACAAGGGGAAGAAGAAGAAGCAGACGCCUCCGCUCAUUUCAUUCUGCAACUUGCAGCAAAGGCGAGUCACCAUCACCUCCACCUCCACCACUCGACAGCUCGAGUCCUCGCUCAGCGCAUUCAACCGUCCAGCAGCAACCAUGAAAGUCUUGGUUUUCUCGAUCUUUAGUCUUUCUGCGGCCUUGCCAGCAUCAGCUGGUACCCCCAAGUACGACGAGGACCUCGGCUGCUGGCCAAUCAGCGUCGAGCGUGACGCCACCUACUGCAUCGACGGGCCCGUCUGCAGCGGCGAAGGCUCGUCGCCUGCCGGAUCCUCGUGCCCUGUCAAAGGGUGA
Molecule: messenger RNA, 510 nt
Organism: Peronospora matthiolae
Lineage: Eukaryota; Oomycota; Peronosporomycetes; Peronosporales; Peronosporaceae
Source: the annotation of a GenBank genome assembly